Molecule: messenger RNA, 1237 nt
Organism: Panicum virgatum (switchgrass)
Lineage: Eukaryota; Viridiplantae; Streptophyta; Magnoliopsida; Poales; Poaceae
Product: transcription factor stalky-like
Exons: 3
Coding region: 129-746 (205 amino acids)
Biological process (GO): regulation of DNA-templated transcription
Molecular function (GO): sequence-specific DNA binding; zinc ion binding
Source: RefSeq, a predicted model, not a curated record
AAAUGGCAGGAAGCCGGCCCUGCUUUUCAGACCCGACCAGACAAAAAUUUAGAAGCAAAAUCUUUCCCUGGCCGGCCGCAAAAGCUACGUCACGUCCCCUGCUUAUCUCCCGCUCGCGUACGUGAUCGAUGCGUAGGCCUCUCUUUCCAUCCAACCCAUCAGAAAUCAUUCAUUUCUCUACCCCUCCUCUUCCCUUCUCCGCAACUACUCUCUACUACACGCUUCCAAGAAACAGAGCAGCCCAGAGAGGCAGAGACCGGACCAGGAACCAAAUUUCUCCAAGCGAUCCGCCUCCGGUCGCCGAUCCGGCCACGGAUCGAGUUCGAGCCUGUCCUCUGCUGCCGCCGGCGCCGGCGCCGAUGGGUUCGGCCGAUCGCAGUGAGAUCGACGGGGUCGCGGUGGCGGGGAGAGGCACAAGGGGCUGCGUCGAAUGCCGCGCCACCACCACGCCCAUGUGGCGCAGCGGCCCGACCGGGCCCAGGUCACUUUGUAAUGCUUGUGGGAUCCGGUACCGGAAGAAGAGGAGGCAAGAGCUUGGCCUAGACCACAAGCAGCACCAGCAGCUGCGACAGCAGCAUAAUGGUGAGGCCAAAACUGAAGUAAAAGACAGUAGCAGCAGCAGCGGCGGCGGGAGCAGCAACUUGCAGGCGGUUCAGAAACGGAGGCUACUAAUGGGUGUGGAGGAGGCUGCGUUGUUGCUCAUGACCCUGUCUUCCUCACCCACAUCCACAUUGCUACAUGGCUGAGAACCCUACACACAACUCCAAACCAACGAUGUACAUACACACACAAACACACACCUGCACACCCAGUACCCAACAAUUCCAAUCCAACCAUACAAGUUUCUCCAGUUUAUCUUCACCUGGAUAAGAUAGGGAGGGGAGGGGCCCUAUCUCAAGGUUCUGUAUGAUCUUGCGAUGGGGAUUUGGUUUAGUGCCUACCUAAUGACUCCAUCCUCUUUGUUCUCCUCCGUUGCGCCGCGCCACCGUAGAUCUUGGUCAUGUCAGGUUGUGAAGCUUAUCUGUUCUGUGAUCUGUGGUAGGCUCCAUGAUCGGAGGUCUGUUGAUCUCACUCCCCCACCCAUCUUUUUCUUCGUCGUCCUUUUUUCUUUGUUCUUUGUAUGUAACUUUGAUGUUGCCCCUUUGUGAGGGAUUGGCGAUCGAAAGGAGACGUCAUCCCUCUUCAUUCCGAAAUAAGAAAGGUGGAAAUAAUAAUAAAAAGCUUUUUUUAUUGUUCA